GCAGUGUCUAGAUGAAAGGUAAUGCUGCUUCUUUAUAUAAAAUAUUACCUUUGCCAAACCUUUUUUUUUUUCAAAGGAGAUAAGACUGGACUGACUGGAUUGGUGUAUCCUUAAGUGAUAUCUGAUGGUACUUCACACAGCAGAAUGAGUAAAAGGAGGAGGAGGAACAGUCGGAGGAGGAAGAGCUCCUGCAGCAUGAAACAGACCGUCUCGUCAUACAGUUUUCAAAAAAACAUCAAGAGUCCCUUGGAUUAUGUGGUUAAGGAAGACCAUACCACUGAAAAGGGAGAGACAGACUCAUUUUGCAAAGAAAUCUUUUUGUCAGAUGAAGAGGAAAAGGAGACUGAAACUUCUAGCAAGGAGAUGGCAUUUGGACAGGAAAACGAUGGCUAUAAAAAGGAAAAAACCAACAUUACAGUGCAAGUGCAUGAGGACAGGAAGCUAACAAUCACACAUUCAGUGACACUCAAUGACUUUGGAAGGUCUCCUCCAAAAAUUGUAUUUCAGAGAUCAGAUGAGUUUACAGCAGAAGAACCAGCCAGCAUUAUGAUAGAAGUCACAGCAUCCAAAGUUAAAUACAUGAGCUCAGAUAUGAGACUAGAGAUCAGCGAGAUGGUACAGUCAGAUAACUCUAAUGUCAAGACCACUUUAAUUCUGCAAAAUGAGAAGGAAAAGGAGAGCCAGAAACUUCAAACGCCAAACAGAGAAUAUUUUAUCCAUCCUUAUUCAUCGAAUCAAUGUACAAGAAAAUAUAAACAAAAUGGCAAACACUGUGAAAAUGUCAGAUUUAAAGUCAUGACAGAACUGAAGACAAAUAACGAUUCAUCAAGAAAUCCAAGCUCAUUAAGCAGCCAAGAAGAGAUGGACUGCUGUAAAAGCUGCUGCAAAGAUCACUUCUGCAGACCUCACACUGCUGGACACACAGACACUGAUUUCACACUGGUGGAUGGAUCAUCUACAUGUUCAUCACCUUAUGGGUUCUGGCUGCCACACAGACGGUUAUCACAACCCGGCAGUCAUAGCAACGAGACGUUAUGGGACAUUCCACCUCCACCCAGGUUUGCUGAUAAGGAAAGUGAUAUACUACAGGACCUCACAAAGAAUGUAGUGUCCUGUCAUAUAAAUGACAGUAAUGUGUUCAAAGAACAGGAGGACCCUCAGCAUGACCCAAAAGAUUUGGUGUCAAGUUGCCAGUAUUCAAUACCAAGGACAGAUAAAACGGCUCGCUGUACUCAACCUUAUGAACUUGAUGCUCAAAAAACCUUCUUGAGAUCAUCGGCAUCAGUAAGUCACAACCAUAAAGGGAAUAUCCAAAUGCAUAACAACAGCACCAAUUCUCAAUCAAGUAGUUACACCGACGUACCAAGAAAAAGGCGCAGAACUUACCCAGGAGUGGGGUAUCACUCAGGUCACAAUGAAGAAAGCAAAAGCUCAUGCAGAGGGUCUUUUUCCUCUGGCACACUCUCCUCAUUUUUCAUGCAGUCACUACUCUGUCAGGCAGAGAAUGCCGCUAGAUACCAUCUAGAGAAUGAGAAAGUAGGCAUUUCUGAAAGAAAGAAUCACAAUUCCUUCAGCAGCACCAGUUCCCAACCAAGCUCAAGCUCCUUCUGUGGUGCUUACACCAUCAAAGCAUACAGCUCAACAAAAAACCCAUUUUAUCCAACAGUGUUUGACAAGACUUCGGAAGAUGUCUUUCCAAAGUGCCAACACGAACAAGUAGAGCCAGCAGAGGUUGCUGAUCAGAUAUGUGGGGACAGAACUGAUCAGGAGAGUUCCUCAGUAGACCCACUGGAAAAGAGUGAGGUGAAUGAAAGUGGCUUUGAUGAAGACAUGAUGGAGGUGGAGAGUCCAGUAGCUCUAACUGAUGACACCCAUCAGAAGAAUCUGCUUAUCCAUGUGACCCCACCUUUGGUUUGCAGCUUAGAAGAGUGCAUUUCCGAUGGGUUCCACAAAGGAUCUAAAGCACAAAUAAAUGAGAGGCAAGAAGCUGUUAGCACCCAAAAAAGUACCGUUAUAGGGGGAUAUGAGCAGAGAUCUCUGCACAAUUACUCUAUGAGUGAAGACAUUGUACAAAACCAUCAAGCAGCAACAGAACCAACUUCUGUGUCUCCAACAAAACUCCUUGAGGACCAGAGACAACAUGUAGAUGUGGAGGAACACAAACAGCUCUCCCACACACGAGCAAGACGUACCUCCUCACAGUCAGCUAAGGCCUGUAGCCAAACAGAAAAACGUCUGAAUAGAACAGCCUCAGCAAAGGUCAAGGAGCACCUGAAGCCUGGAGACAGUAUUCCCAAAGAUUCUGAAGAAACCUCAGACCACUGGGCAAAGAAACGCAGGCUGUUCAAGGAGAGCAGACAGUGGGGUUCUACAGAAGAGAGUUCCAUGACUAGCAACAUCACUGACGAAUCAGACACCAUGAAUUCUGAGGACACCCGCUCAGUUGACAUGACACUCCGAGACAUUGAAGAGAGAGGUUUUUAUACUGAGACGUUCCACUCAGCAUCAUGGAUUUAUCGGGGAGAUGACUCCAAUCCAAAUGAAACGAUACAAUGCCUUAGUAACCGCCCUCGACCUAUAGCAGUUCGUGAACGAACUGUGAAAAUCAGCAAAGGAAUGGGAGAAUAUCCGUGGGGGUUCAGAAUUCAGUAUUCCAAACCAAUUAUUGUGACAGAAGUUGACACAAAUGGAGCGGCAGAGGAGGCAGGGUUAAAAGUUGGAGACUAUGUGCUGGCAGUUAAUGGUACCGAUGUCACGGGUGUGCCACACUCAGAGGCAGUUGAUCUCGCUCGGCAAGGCCCUGAUCUCCUGAUUCUGACCAUUGGCUCGGAUAUCGGUCGUACCCCAAAUACACCGAAGCCUGCGUGUCGAGGCUACCUGCACAAACGCACACAGUCCAGUUUGCUCAAAGGCUGGAGGAAGAGGUGGUUUGUGCUCAGACAUGACUGCUGCCUUUACUACUACAAAAACAAAAGAGAUGAAGGAAAGAGCCAUGCUUUGGGAUCUAUGCGGCUGGAAGGUGCAGUGGUGGAAGCUGACACCAGUCUGGGGAAGCCAUUUGUGUUCAGAUGUUCUCCUGUUGCUGGAAAUCGUGUUUACUACUUCUGUGCUACGUCAAACCAAGAAAUGCGAAGGUGGUUGGAAGUUUUGGAACGAGCAGUUCACCCCAUUACGCAGAAUCACGUGUGGGUGGACGUGACACGCCACAACUCAAACCUGCCUCCUCUGGCUGUGAAGAACCCCGAGUGCCUCGGCCUUCUAAACUUGCUGGACAGAAACAAGGACUCCUGGGUGCAGCACUACUGCAUCCUAAAGGACGGAUGCCUUUACUUCUACGCCAGCAUACGAUCAACGUAUGCAGUUGGUGGGAUCUACCUGCAUGGCUACACAGUGAAGGAACAACCUCUAGGAUUCAAGAGGUCCACUAUUGAGCUCAAACCCCCAUCAGAAGAGUUCAAAGUGUUCUACUUCUGUGCUGAAAAUGUCAAUGAAAACAAAAGGUGGAUCGCGGCGAUAAAGACAUCUAUAGGAAAAUGGCUGCCUUUGCAUCAGGCACUUCAAGACUACAUGAGUCGCCCUCCUGAGGAAACCAAAAUGUAAACCAGGAUCCAUCAACUGGUGGGCCCCAGUCCUGAUGUGGAACCACUCAUUCCCAGAAUGUUCUGGGGAAAGUUUGUUUUUGAUUCCCACAACACUCCGAGUUUCUGACCUGUUAUAGCUCAGUCUUGUUCAGGAAAGUUUUCUUUACAGAAACAUAACACUUGCGUGUUAUGGUUAGGGCAAUGAUACCCUAACGUUCCCAUAACGUUUAACAACCUUGCGGUAACCUGCCAUGGUUUGGAGAAAGUUCUCCUAAUGUUCUGGUAACCUUUAAAAUAAUUUGUUUUUCAAAAAAUGUAAUUUUAAAACCUCUCUGUUGGUCCUUAACAUUUUCUGUACAUUCUCUCUCAGCCAUAUAGCUGAGGAAUUAGUCCCUGUUAGCAAACGGCUCAAAGAAACAGAUGGGAAGCCAAGUCACUUCCCUAGUGGGGUUUAGGUAUGUAGUAGCUCUCUCUCUCUCUCUCUCUCUCUCUCACACACACACACACACACACACACAGGUACUGAAACGGGGGCAGUGUUACUAACAAACUCGUUACAGUUAGCUUACCUGCUAUUACAGGUGCUGUGUAAACAAACUCUGAGGGCUCGCGCGAGUCCCACUGCAGUGGCUGCUCCAGGUUCGCCAUUUUUGUUGUUUUCAUCCUCGUCCUCUAUUGUUUUUGUCACUAAUUUUAGUUGUCUUUGAAAUAUUACUAGUGGGGGAACGAUAUUUUUCUCUGAUUGCUGUUUGCGGUUUUUGCUUGCCAAAUGUGUGGGAGCCAUUAGCCCGAGCGUCCUUGGUUGGCCAAACUAUUGUUCAAAUUAUACCUUUCCCUCAACACAGUUACUGAAUAAAAAAUAUACAUUUAAAUAUAAAUAUCCGCUUACCUUCGUUAAAUAUAAAACAAUGCUUUAACCUAAUUUAUGUUAAUGUUUAAUGUUUAAUGUUUAUGCAGCCGCCACUAGAGGGAGCUACAGCCCCAUCUUCCCACCUAAGCCCACUAUUUACUGUAUCAAAGUAUUACACUUAUGGAGUACAAAGUAUUAGGGUUUUUUUUGUUUGU
This is a messenger RNA of Pangasianodon hypophthalmus (striped catfish), 4646 nucleotides long. It is a transcript of the gene pdzph1, whose product is annotated as PDZ and pleckstrin homology domains 1. Gene Ontology annotation, molecular function: protein binding. Lineage: Eukaryota; Metazoa; Chordata; Actinopteri; Siluriformes; Pangasiidae. The record is from RefSeq and is a predicted model, not a curated record. Bases 145 to 3600 code for a protein of 1151 amino acids. The transcript is spliced from 13 exons.